UAACUAAUCAAUGGCGGCUUCCUUGAAACAUGGCAAAAAUAUGUUUUUGACGAUAUUUUAGUUGAAACUCAGGGGACAGUAUUCGAAAUCUGAGGUAACCGAAAGUCGGUUCAAGUGCUUUUUACCUAGCUUAGACAGUAUUGAUCAGCACACCAAUGGAUCCUGAUGUCUUUAUUACAAAAGUUGUGAAACCAAAGAAGUCUAUACAGUGGGUUGCAUCCUCCUUUGAUGACUUUGCAAAUGAUAGUUUUUCAUCCCUUGUGUCUACGCGACAAAAGAGUGCCACACCCUCCACAAGUCAUGCAAAGAAACGCCCUCGGGAACAGUCUUCUGUGAAAAUCUUUUUCUCACAAGAGCCAGUCCAUAGACUAACCACUUGCGUAAAAGGAAAAGACAAAAAACUCAAAGCAAUUCUCAAUACAGAUUUGUGGGCUGAAAAGUUUGAUCCAAGAAAUAAGGCAGAACUUGCUGUACACAAAAAGAAAGUUGAAGAAGUGGAAACAUGGCUCCUCCGUAAAUGCCAAGAUGUUUACAAACAUGAAGCUCCAAUUCUUCUCAUGACUGGACCAGCUGGGGCUGGGAAGACUGCCACAAUCCAUGUUUUGGCUAAAGACCUGAAAUGUGAAGUUCAAGAAUGGACAAAUCCAGUUGUGCCAUCAUCGGAUCAGUUCCUCCCAGAUGCUUUCAAUCCUUAUGAGAACUCCCGAGUGGAUGUGUGUCGGUACGAGUCACAGUUGACACAAUUCAAGAACUUCCUGCUACGAGCUAACAAGUACCACUCUCUCGACAUGUUUGGUUCACAGUCGUCCAACAAGAAAAUUAUUUUUGUUGAGGAGCUGCCAAACCAAUGUUUUCGUGAUAUUGUCGCUUUCCAUGAUAUUCUUAGGAAGUAUCGCCACGUGGGUCGCUGUCCUCUGGUCUUCGCACUCAGUGACACGACAAGUGGAGAAUCUAAUGAGAGGCUUCUCUUUCCUGCCGACAUACGUGACGAACUUCAGAUUGAAGCCAUCAGUUUUAAUCCUGUUGCACCAACCAUGAUGAUUAAAGUAUUAACACGAAUUGCAAAUCUGGCAUUAAAUCAGGGAGCCUCGAAUUUUGUCCCUUCAAGCAAUGUCCUAGAAUCUGUGGCUAUGUCCAGUGCUGGGGAUGUACGAUCGGCUGUUAAUGCCUUACAGUUUGCUUGUUGUCAAGAUACUUUGGACUUGAAGAAGAUAUUAAAUUCAUCCAAAACUAAAACAAAAUCAUCUGGAAGGAAACUAAAAUAUCAGACGAGUCUUAACAAAGAUACAUUGUGUUCUGCGGAAUCUGGCAUUGGAGCUAGAGACACAACCUGUUUCCUCUUUCACGCCAUUGGCAAAAUACUACACUGCAAGCGGGAGGAUCCAGCCAAUGUUCCCAGCCUCCCCCGGUUACCUCCACACCUGUCAGAACAUGACCGUGAUCCACUGGUCAUUGUUCCUGAGGAUGUCAUUGAGAAAUCUCACCUUUCUGGUGAUUACUUCACAAGUUUUUUACAUCAGAACUACAUGGAUUUUUUCAACCAUCUGUCUGAUGUCGUUCGAGCCAGUGAAUACAUCAGCGAUGCAGAUUUCUUUACUGCUGAAUGGGAAUCUCGAUCAAUAAUGCAGAAUUACGCAGUGUCGAUAGCAUCCCGAGGUGUGAUUCAUUCCAACACUGACUCUGCCAGACACAACUCACAGCGGGUGGGGCCCGGUUGGAAACCGUUACACAAGUCACAGUGGUUUUCUGUACAGAAAAAGUCAAGACAGAAUGGUCAAACUGCCUGUGAAUUAUUUAGAGGAUGCCAUUGUGAACCUGAAGUAUUGUGGACAGAAAUUGUACCCUUCAUGAACCUGAUUAAUAUAACACUUCACAGUCCAGGUCAGAUAUCUUUUGUGCAAGAAAUGGGUAGAUUUACGAGACAUGGUCAGUCAACAAAAUCAGAAAAGCUUGAUGAGAAAGAUGUGGUUUCAUUGGAGGAGGCAGAAACCUGUAGUGUGCCGCUGACCAAUGAAAAGUCAUCUGUUUCAAGUACCUCCUACGAUGAUGACUUCAUUACAAACAGUCAAAAUGAAAUUAAAGUUCAACCAGAGGAAGAAGAAGAAAUCAUUAUUGAAGACUUUGAUGACUAAAUGUUGACGUGUGUUUAAUGUUUUUAGAAUCUGCAACAGCAAUACUGAUGGAAUUUAUCAGCAACAGUUAUUUAACAUCGUCUGAUUUGUUAUUUAACAUCAUCUUUUAAUCUGAGUCAUCAACUUCAUUGAAGUAGUUAGGUGUUGAAAUAAAUUAAGAUUGUUCAUUUAGAUUACCAGGAGGUAAUGACAGUAAAGUCAAGAACUGUCCUUUGUUCUCAAUAACAUCUAAUUAAAUGACAACAAAAACCCAUCACAUACCAUUGACCAGUUGUGUUUUAUUCACAUAUAAGAAUUCAAUACAAGUAGCAAUACAACAUGAAUUGUGAUAUGAAUGAUUAAUAUAGUACUAUGGGACAAUAUUUCAAAACCUUAUGUAAAAGGAACUCAAUUCUCAUGAUUUUUAGCUAGGUAACCAACAUGAAGUAUAUUUGCAUAAUCUAUUCAAUUAACUGAAACUGGUGUAUAGAAAUUGCUUAUUUGUUUACAGUACCGACAUUUGAACAGAAUGACAUGUCAGGUGGAAUAUUUUGUCCUGAACUAUAAUCUGUUUUAAAGGAUUUUAAUAGUUAAAAUUAUGGGAAUCGUAAACUUGAUAAAAUUGUUGUAUACCAGGUCUGUUUUUUGUGGUAACCUGUAAAUGAGUUACCAGUCAUUAUACCUGUUUUGAUUCCUGAUAAUGCAUAUGUAAUCUACUGUUUUUAUAAUGGAGAAACAUCGAUAGUGAUGAGCAUUGACCAAUUAAACAAGUACAGUGCA
Molecule: messenger RNA, 2891 nt
Organism: Gigantopelta aegis
Lineage: Eukaryota; Metazoa; Mollusca; Gastropoda; Neomphalida; Peltospiridae
Product: cell cycle checkpoint protein RAD17-like
Exons: 18
Coding region: 156-2132 (658 amino acids)
Biological process (GO): mitotic DNA replication checkpoint signaling; DNA repair; DNA damage checkpoint signaling
Molecular function (GO): chromatin binding
Source: RefSeq, a predicted model, not a curated record